CGUCGGCGGUACCCUCCAGUCGUGUCGCGACCGCCGAAGCGCGAACGCCGGUUCCUCCUGCACAGCGAAAUCGACAUCUCACCCCCCCAUUCUCGUGUGAAACGCGCGCGCGUCUUCGUUCCUCGUUCCGGUUGCCGAAGAGUGACGAGAUGGCCUGCAACAGAGCCGCCAAAUCCGGAUUCGCUGCCGAGGCGCAGAGAAAGAUCAAUAGCAAGUAUAGCGAGGAGCUGGCGCAGGAAUGUUUGGAAUGGAUCAAAACGAUCACAGGCGAGGACAUUAACACCAACGGAGACAUGGACAACUUCUUCGAGAUCUUGAAAGACGGUGUCCUGCUUUGCAGGCUGGUGAACGACAUUAAAGAGGGCUCAGUGAAAAAGAUCAACAAGACGUCGCUGGCGUUCAAGUGCAUGGAGAACAUAAACGCCUUUUUGGAGGCUGCGAAGGCGCUGGGUGUUCCGGCGCAAGAGACCUUCCAGACGGUGGAUCUCUGGGAGAGGCAGAAUCUAAAUUCCGUUGUUAUUUGCCUACAAUCUCUUGGAAGAAAGGCGGGUAAUUACGGAAAACCAAGCAUCGGUCCGAAAGAAGCGGAUAAGAACGUACGUAACUUCUCGGAGGAGCAGUUGAGGGCCGGACAGGGCGUGAUAAGUCUACAAUACGGCAGCAAUAAGGGCGCCAAUCAGAGCGGCAUUAAUUUUGGCAACACCAGACAUAUGUAAACAUCCACUUUCGCAUUCCCGGGGGAGACAAAAUCACUCUUUUCUCACCCGUUCUGACUUCGUUCCCGUGACAAGUACUCUUUUUAGAUGUAGCGUACAUCGCAUAAUAAAUGUUCAUCGAGGUCCAAAACAUAUACAAAUGUGCUAAAUUGUGCAUAGGAUAUCGCUACGAGAGCAGGAGAAGGCGAGAACGUGCACAAAUGUUAGAUUCUCUAAAUAGCAAAGUGAUAUAAGACGUAAUUUAAGACAAAAAGAAAUGUCUCCUAAUCCUCUUGGGUAAGAAUAAUUUUUCAAAUCUUUGCAUUAUUUAUUUUUUUAUAGUCCUCCUAUAUCUUUUUGAUAUCGCAUCCUUUACUUCUAUAUCUCCGAAAGGAAAUUUUCCUGGAGAAAAUUCAAGCUAUCUCUCGAUCCAAAUUUAUUGGAGUCGUUUUUCUGUUACAUCGAUUCCAGUAAAUUUCCAUUAGAGAAUUUCCGUGCAUCCGCUUAAAGUAAAUCAUAUGAAUUUCAUGCAAGCCGUUUAACGCGUAACUUUCGGUUAUUCUCCCAUUGUUUGUACCUCGAACCUGUUGCAUAAUUAUUCAGAAUAAACGUACGAUGUCAUACUUGGCCUAAGUAUGAUGAAGCGAGUAUACUCAAACGAGUACGUAUAGUAUUUCAUAUUUCAUUUCCUGGUUAUGCGACAACUCAAAUCCUUUUAUGUGUGUAAUACGCAACUUACGCGUAAGUUAAUGUAUUUCAUGAUCUACAACUGCGUAGCUCUCAGGAUAGACAGCUAUCCCUCUGUAUUGUACAUUAAAAACAAAAGAACAAAGACACCGUGUGUGAUUAACAGUAGUUUGAACAGCCGCUAUAAUGUUUGUUGAAUAUUAUGAAGUAUAUUGUAUCAACGGGAGGAAAGCCACUGACUUUGGCUAACCGCCGUUGCCGUUGCGGUCGACUACCCCCUUCACGUUACAGUGUAACUAAAUAUGAUCUUACAAAUUCAUGUUGCACGUGAGAUAAAAAAAUUAUAAUUAUUAUAUAUGUAAUGAUGAAUGAUAUAUAAUUAUAUAUUAAGUAUUUUGUACAAAUAUAUAUUGAUGGUUAGAAGAAAUUAUAAUUUUUCAUAAUGUACUGAUGGUAUGAGUUAAUAAAUGAUGCAUCAACAAG
This is a messenger RNA of Ooceraea biroi (clonal raider ant), 1865 nucleotides long. RefSeq names its product transgelin calponin-3 (gene Chd64). Gene Ontology annotation, molecular function: actin filament binding. Gene Ontology annotation, cellular component: actin cytoskeleton. The record is from RefSeq and is a predicted model, not a curated record. Lineage: Eukaryota; Metazoa; Arthropoda; Insecta; Hymenoptera; Formicidae. Gene Ontology annotation, biological process: actin filament organization.